CCAUAAUAGUACAAACGUUUCUGUUUUUUUUUUAAUCUCAAUCACUCAAGACAACUACAUAUACACAUCAACCCCAUCUCUUCUCUAAUCAUCACAAUCUCAAACCUAAAAUAAAUUAAAAGGAAUCUACGUUGAAGGAGAGAAUAGAGAGAAUGGGUCGCCAAAACGUUUUCGUAGUUUUUGGCCUUGUGUUCUUGGCCGUCCUUGGCCUCUCAGCAGCUGCAUCUUCUCCAUCUCCUUCAUCGUCACCCUCCAAAGCUCCGUCUACUCCCACAACUGAUGUCGAAGCUCCAGUGUCCGAGGAUACUAUUGGAACCACCGACGACGAUGCAGCUGCUUCUCCUGGUGACGGUGACGUGGCUGUCGCUGGUCCUCUAGGAAGUGACUCCUCAUAUGGUAGCAUUGCACCUUCAGGCCCUGCUGCUGACAGUGGCGCGGCGGCUCUUGGUGUCUCUGCAGUCGUUGUUGGUGUUACAUCCAUCGCUGGAUCUUUCUUGUUUCUCUGAGGUGUGUUAUUAUCGUGAGAAGAUUAUCUUUAAUGGAGACUAUUUAUAUGUAUGGAUGAUUGUGAUGAUUAUGUUGUAAUUUGUUUCCUCUUUAUUACGAGAAACAAUUGUCUUUGUAAUAAAAAUGAAAAUGACGAAACUUCCCAUUAGCAGUGAUAAAAAUAUACAAAAUUACGGAUUGAAUAGUA
Raphanus sativus (radish) is the source of this 694-nucleotide messenger RNA. Its product is annotated as anther-specific protein BCP1. The record is from RefSeq and is a predicted model, not a curated record. The coding region runs from base 153 to 506 and encodes 117 amino acids. The transcript has a single exon. Lineage: Eukaryota; Viridiplantae; Streptophyta; Magnoliopsida; Brassicales; Brassicaceae.